CUGCGUCUUUACUCGAUGCUAUAUUCGAUCGACGCCAUUUUGUCUCAAGUGAAUUAAAAUAAUUCCUCGAUUCGAUACGUGUACAGAAUCGGUUUCGGCUUAACAUCAGAUAUUCGACGGCGAAUUGAUUGAUAAUCGGGAAUCGAUAAAUUAUGAAGAAAACAUCGUCCCUUGUAUGGCGAUUUUUCGAUCGCUUGGAGGAGAAUAAAAGAUGUGUAGCUGUGGUGUGUAAAUUAUGUGAUUCCCAAUACAAAUACUUUGGGAAUACAACGAAUUUGCGGACGCAUUUAGUGAAUAAACAUCCUAUACAAUGGGAAUUAGGGCAGAAUGGAACAUUGGAAGAUAACUAUCGAGUGGAUGACGAUGAAGAUACAAAUACAUCGAGAUCUACUCCACGUAGGAAGAGAUACACAAAAAACUACAAGAAUGAUAACGUACGUUAUUCCAUAUCAGUUAAUAAGAACCCAGAUAGCAUGGGCGAGGAGGGUGGCAUACCUGUUAUAAAAGUAGAUGUACUAGAAAAUGAAACGGACACAGAUCAGCAUGACGACGAAGCAACGAUAAACCUCGUGAAACAGAUGGAAAACCGAGGUUCCGAUGAAGAAUGGUUAAACGAUGAAGUAUUUGAAACUGUAGAAGCGUACCAGCCACCGAAAAAGAAAAUGAAGUAUAGAACCAUCAAACGCGAGGUCACAACACCCCCUUGCUCAACUAACUACCAACGGACUCCCAAAGUUUCCAAACAAAUUAUAAUCGACAAUCGGAAAGACGAAUAUAGCGUUUUCGGUGAAUAUGUGAGCAAUAAAUUGAGGAAACUCAAAAAUAAUCAAACUAGAAGCAAUAUUCAGCAAUUAAUUACAACUAUACUGUGGCAAGCGGAGUAUGGUGUAUAUGAUAGUAUGGAGACCGUUAAAAGGGUGAUUCUACACUCUGUUCAAGAUAUGGAUGUACAGACGGAACAAGUUAUCGUACAUGAGAUUAACGAAACCAGUGGUGUGCAAGAUCCGAUUUUGGAUCAGUAAUUUUAAUACCAAAGAAAUGUGAUUUAAGUAUAGUGAUUUAAGCUUAUUGGUUGUAUAUUUAAAUAAAGGUAAAGAGUUUGAUAUAAA
Messenger RNA from Colias croceus (clouded yellow), 1109 nucleotides. RefSeq lists its product as uncharacterized. Gene Ontology annotation, molecular function: DNA binding. The record is from RefSeq and is a predicted model, not a curated record. Bases 153 to 1022 code for a protein of 289 amino acids. The transcript has 2 exons. NCBI's taxonomy places the organism in Eukaryota, Metazoa, Arthropoda, Insecta, Lepidoptera, Pieridae.